UUCCGUGUCACAGAAGUCAAACGCGGGGUAUCGCUGCUCAUUCCACGUAUGGAAUGAAAGCAGAUGGGCUUCAAGACUUGCUGAUCACCACGGACGAGACCCUAAUUCAAUUCUCGCGCACAAGGCUCACUCAGCAGACAUCCUUUCUUGUCCGUCCAUGGGACCGUCGUCUCCUUGGGCUGCCUGAUUUUUCAGAGCAGCUCGCCUCUGCAGACGAAGGGGAGAGCGUAGGGGAUUGGUCCGAGUCCGAGUCUGGAUUAGACGACACUAACAAGUCGUCCAGCAACUCACCUGGAGAAGAGGAGUUGUCAGUUGACUCGGAUGCUUUCAGCGCACUUUUGGUAGCGCAACAACGCGUUGGAGAAUACAAGAGGGUCGCGUCGGACCAAUAUAUCAUUGCGCAGGUGAAACACCCGGCUUCGAUUAACAUUAUGAACAUCGGGACCCUAGACAUUUUGUAGCUGAAUGGUUUUUUU
Suillus fuscotomentosus is the source of this 476-nucleotide messenger RNA. RefSeq lists its product as uncharacterized. The coding region runs from base 54 to 461 and encodes 135 amino acids. NCBI's taxonomy places the organism in Eukaryota, Fungi, Basidiomycota, Agaricomycetes, Boletales, Suillaceae. The record is from RefSeq and is a predicted model, not a curated record. The transcript has 2 exons.